CUGAGUCGUCUCGUGAGCAAGUUCGGCGCCAGAAACUGGAGUCUCAUCGCACGGGGGAUCAGUGGAAGAUCCGGCAAGUCGUGCCGUCUCCGGUGGUGCAACCAGCUUGACCCCUCCGUUAAGCGCAAACCCUUCACCGAUAUGCUCAGCCAGGUACAAAUUGUAAGUGUCUACACUAUGUGAUGAUUCGAGGCAUAAUAAAUCCAUUAUUCAACAAACAUGCAUUGCAUUGAAAUAUGUUUGUAAUGUACCUCACACUGCAAGUACUGUUGUGUCCUACACUAGAAUUAGAGCUGUCAGUUUUUUUUAAAGCCCCAAGGCCGACCCUGGCCCUUUUAUAUUUAGCCCCAUUUUUGUUGGCCCAUACUUUAGGGGGCUUUUUCAAAGCCCCUGACCCCCCAAACCCCAUCCAGAUGGGUUGUGAGUGAAGUAGGGCCAGGUUAGCCCCCUGCCCCAAAACUUGCGACUAUUUCCAUCUUCUUCUAAACAUCACUUCACUAAGCUUGACGGCCUCCCUUCCCCUCCCUCUUGCCGCCCCUCCCUCCACCUCCUCCCGCCGUCUUCCUCGCCAUGAUGGACCCCAGAGGAAGCCUCCGCCCUCAUCGACUCCUACCGCGACAAGUGGUCCUCCCUCGGCCGCACCAACCUCAAAGCCACCCACUGGCAAGAGGUCGUCGAUGCCGUCACUGCCCAGUGCCCCAACGCUUCCCCCACUGCCAAAACCGUCGUCUAGUGCCGCCACAAAAUGGAAAAACUCCACAAACACUACCGCACCGAAAUCCAACGCCUCCGCUCCCUCCCUCUCCCUCGCCUCAUCAACAACUCCACCACCGCUUCACCCUCCUCCUGGGUUCACUUCAAAUCCAUAUAUUCCAUGGAAAAAGGCCCCAACAAACCCCACACCGACACCACCACCUGGUUGGAAGACUCAGCGCAAGAUGAGGAGGACAGAAUCAUAGUUGCUGCUCAUGCAAUCCAUGGUAACAAAUGGGCAGCCAUUGCCAGGCUUCUACCCGGAAGAACGGAUAAUGCCAUUAAAAACCACUGGAAUUCCACUCUGAGGCGUCGGGGAGUUGAACUUGAUAAGAUUAAAUUAGAAUCUGGUAACUUCAUGGAAGAUGCCAGCUUGGAGAAAGCAAAAGCAUCCUCGGAAGACACUCUAUCAUGUGGGGAUGUUUCUUUGAAAUCCUCAGAAGGGAGAGAUGUCAGUUCUGUAGAUAUCAUGGAUGAUAAAUCUGAUGGUAAAGCACAAGCUGAGGGCCAAUUACACCACAAAGUCAAGGAUCCACCUACCCUUUUUCGGCCAGUAGCUCGUGUAAGUGCUUUCAACGUUUAUCACUCAAAUGAUGUUAUACAGCCUUCAACAUCAAUUCAAAGACCUGUGCCGAAGCAAGGUCCCAUUUUACAAUCGUCAAGACCAGAUAUGGAAUUUUGUAGAAUGGUUGAAGGAAUUUGUGGUGAUCAGGCAGUACCUCACCAGUGUGGCCAUGGUUGCUGUGCUUCUCCAAAUGGUAGAAAGUCCGAAAGCUCUUUGUUGGGACCGGAGUUCAUCGAAUUUUCUGAACCCCCAUCUUUCCCAAAUUUUGAGUUGGCUGCAAUUGCUGCAGACAUCAGUAACCUUGCUUGGCUUAAAAGUGGAUUGGAGAAUAGUAGUGUGAAAAUGAUGGGAAACACGUCUGGCAGUGCAAUGUCAAAUGGAUCUCGAAUACAUAUUGGCCAUUAGAUUGCCUAAUAAAUCAUCAUUGGUCCUCAGUGAGUACUGGAUAAUGGGCAUGAUGCAGGCUAAGUGAUGAUUGUCUGUUUUCCUUGCAAAUGUAACAAGGCAACCAAAGUUAAGUGAAUCGAUUCUGUGAUGUAAAUGGAUUCACUAGGUAAAAGUAGAAUGUGGGAUUCAUGAUUUCACGGAACAAUUUUAUAUUUUGGGAUUGACUGAUUAGGUACUACAUGAUUUUGAAACUAACAAAAAUUACUUGCAUUUCUAUC
Messenger RNA from Vigna angularis (adzuki bean), 1983 nucleotides. RefSeq names its product transcription factor MYB1. Gene Ontology annotation, molecular function: DNA-binding transcription factor activity, RNA polymerase II-specific; RNA polymerase II cis-regulatory region sequence-specific DNA binding. NCBI's taxonomy places the organism in Eukaryota, Viridiplantae, Streptophyta, Magnoliopsida, Fabales, Fabaceae. Gene Ontology annotation, cellular component: nucleus. The transcript is spliced from 3 exons. The coding region runs from base 746 to 1723 and encodes 325 amino acids. Gene Ontology annotation, biological process: regulation of DNA-templated transcription. The record is from RefSeq and is a predicted model, not a curated record.